UCUUAUCCGCCCUGUCUCGAGUCCAACUCGGCACUUUACCUCACUCUCAGAAGCAAUGGAGCUUCUUACGGUUAGCAUUUCAUCUCUCUCGCCAUCCCUCCAAAACCACCAACACAUCUCCAAAACCGCUUCUCUUUCCUUAGAUACCUCCCAGAACUGUCUGUCCAUUCCAAAAACCACCUGUCAUUUCUCUAGCUACCGCCAAAACCACCUUUCUCUCCACCGAACCACCCACAUCUUAAUUUCUCUUGAAAAUCGGAUUCCGUCCCGCCAAAACCACCUUUCCAUCCUCAAAACCACUUCUUUUCACAAAAAACCGAAUACCCAUCUCUCGAAUUCCCUCCAAAGCCACCUUUCGGAGCUCAAAACCGCUUCUUCACAUAAAAUUUCGACAACCCAUCUCUCCAAUCCCCUCCAAAACUGCCUUUCAGACAUCGAAAUCGCUUAUUUUAUCAAAAUUCCAAUCGACCAUUCCUCCAAUCUCCUCCAAAACCACCUUUCAACCUUCAAACCAAUUUCUUUUUACAAAAUCCUAACCACCCAUUUCCCAAAUUGCCUCCGAAACCACCUUUCAUUCUUCAAAACCGCUAUGUCCCUUUCGCUAUUGGCAGUCUCGACCCCAUUUCCUUCUCUGGCAGCUGAAUCUGCCAUCCCAACUGAGCAGCUCUCGGAUAAAAUCAACAUCGAAUCUAUCCUAAUUUCUAUUGAUGAUUUCUUCAACCGCAACCCAUUCUUCGUUGCCAGUGUUACAUUCGUCUGGCUCGUUGUAAUCCCUUUAACCCAAGAAUAUCUGAAGAAAUUUAAGUACAUUUCCACCAUUGGUGCUUUCCUGAAGCUUAGGGAUGACCCAAAUACACUGCUGUUGGACAUCAGGAAUAAACAGAGUUUGGCAUCUCUGGGUUCUCCCAAUUUGAAGAUUUUGAAGAAAAGCGCCGUUCAGAUCGAGUUUUCAGAAGGGGAUGAAGAUGGUUUUGUGAAGGAGGUUUUGAGGAAUUUCAUUGAUCCAAGAAAUACCAUUGUCUGUGUUCUUGACAACUUCGAUGGUAAUUCCUUGAAAGUGGCGGAACUAUUAUUCAAGAAUGGAUUUAAAGAGGCAUAUGCAAUUAAGGGAGGGCUUAGAGGCAAGGAUGGUUGGCAGGAUAUACAGGAAAACCUUCUUCCACCUUCUGUGCAUGUUUAUUCGAGAAAGAAGGGAAAAAGAUCACAACAGCUUGAUGUGAGCAAAGAGAAAACAGAUAGGAGAAACGGAGAAAACGGAAAAAUACCAACUUCUAAAAACAUCCAUCAGGAUGCAGACAGAAAGGUGGAGAAUGGAUCUGUGAAGCCUGCAGAAACUGCUCCACAAGGAAAUCUAAGCUUGGGAAGGCCAUUGUCACCAUACCCAAAUUAUCCAGAUUUGAAACCGCCAUCUUCCCCGACUCCAUCGAAGCCUCGAAAUUGAAGCUGUUUCCCAGUCAUCUGCAACAGGAUGUUUAUUUACGACCCUUGGAUGGUUUUGCAGAAAAUGCAUUUGAAAUUUGUUUUGAUUGGUUAUAGAGAAGAGUCUGCCACAAAAAGGCAUUUUUUAGGUUCUUCAAAUGUAUUAUUCUGUUUCGGUCAUUAAUCAUAUCAACUUUUUCUUUGAUUGUGGAAGAAAUAGAUUUUGUUCUUUUAUUUUCGAGAAAGGAUUUUUUGUACUGGAAGAAUUAUAUAAUACUAAUGGGUAUGGCACCUGCACUCA
Messenger RNA from Magnolia sinica, 1720 nucleotides. Its product is annotated as rhodanese-like domain-containing protein 4A, chloroplastic. The transcript is spliced from 4 exons. The record is from RefSeq and is a predicted model, not a curated record. Bases 56 to 1441 code for a protein of 461 amino acids. Lineage: Eukaryota; Viridiplantae; Streptophyta; Magnoliopsida; Magnoliales; Magnoliaceae.